This is a messenger RNA of Heterocephalus glaber (naked mole-rat), 1256 nucleotides long. It is a transcript of the gene Fgf22, whose product is annotated as fibroblast growth factor 22. NCBI's taxonomy places the organism in Eukaryota, Metazoa, Chordata, Mammalia, Rodentia, Bathyergidae. The record is from RefSeq and is a predicted model, not a curated record. Gene Ontology annotation, molecular function: growth factor activity.
UUGGCCGCUUGCUCUCGCCCGGCGGGCCGCCCCGGCCGCACAGGGCCAAGCCGCGGACGGGGGAGGCAAAUGCGAGCGGCAAGCGGAGCGGGCCAUGCGCCGCCGCCUCUGGCUGGGCCUGGCCUGGCUGCUGCUGGCCCGGGCGCCCGGAGCCGCGGGGACCCCAAGCGCACUGCGGAGACCACGCAGCUACCCGCACCUGGAGGGCGACGUGCGCUGGCGGCGCCUCUUUUCCUCCACCCACUUCUUUCUGCGCGUGGACCCCAGCGGCCGGGUGCAGGGGACCCGCUGGCGCGACGGCCGAGACAGCGUGGUUGAGAUCCGUUCGGUUCGCGUGGGCGCCGUGGCCAUCAAGGCAGUGCAUUCGGGUUUCUACGUGGCCAUGAACCGCCGGGGCCUCCUCUAUGGGUCGCGGGCCUACUCUGUGGACUGCAGGUUCCGGGAGCGCAUCGAGGAGAACGGAUACAACACCUACGCCUCGCUGCGCUGGCGCCACCGCGGCCGGCCCAUGUUCCUGGCGCUGGAUGGACUCGGGGUCCCCCGGCGAGGCACCCGGACGCAGCGGCACCAGCUGUCCACCCACUUCCUCCCCGUGCUGGUCUCCUGUGGAUCUUGCUGGGUGGGGUCAGCUGGUGCCUGAGUCAGGCUGCGAGUAGGGGCCACCUGUCCUUCCGCUCGUUCCCAUCUUAAGCUUUCAUAGGUCCCUACUGUGUGCCAGGAACUAGGGACACAAGGAGGGUUCCCCACAGCAAGGCCUGGCCUCGGGGAGCCCAAGCUGUACCCAUGUGUCUGGGAGGAGGGCCUGAAAGUCAAGGCCAGCUGUCAGGUCUGGGAAGGGCUCCGGUGGGACUACUGUGGAGACGGCUUGGAGGCAGGGACACACCAGUGCCGGGGAUGACUAGGGACAGGGUGUCCAGGAGGAGGAGGGUGGGCAGGCUGCCGAGGGCACAGCACACAGGGCCUAGAGCCCUGAGACAGUGAUGGAGGCAGCACCCAAGAGCCAGGCCACAGCCUCAGGACGGCCACAGGACGGACCCUGAGGGCGUCAUCCUGACCAUCCGCUGAGAAGCCGCAGGAGGGUGAGAGGCAGAGAGGGGAAGGGGCCACGAGCCAGGGCUUUGGGCUGUGACUGCGACCUGGGUUCUCCCCCGUCCCGGGAGGCGCAGCCCCUCCACCUUUGCCUGGAUUCAGCCCUGGGAGGCCCGUGUCAGCUCCCGGCCCCAGAACAGUCAGGUAAUAAACGUUACGAACCAUCA